This is a messenger RNA of Arvicola amphibius (Eurasian water vole), 3672 nucleotides long. It is a transcript of the gene Gabre, whose product is annotated as gamma-aminobutyric acid type A receptor subunit epsilon. Gene Ontology annotation, molecular function: GABA-A receptor activity; inhibitory extracellular ligand-gated monoatomic ion channel activity; GABA-gated chloride ion channel activity. Bases 1 to 2586 code for a protein of 861 amino acids. Gene Ontology annotation, biological process: monoatomic ion transmembrane transport; synaptic transmission, GABAergic; signal transduction. The transcript has 9 exons. The record is from RefSeq and is a predicted model, not a curated record. Gene Ontology annotation, cellular component: dendrite membrane; neuron projection; synapse. NCBI's taxonomy places the organism in Eukaryota, Metazoa, Chordata, Mammalia, Rodentia, Cricetidae.
AUGUUGCUCAAAGUUCUCCUGAUGCUCCUCAACAUACUCCUGGCUCUCCAGUGGAGGGUUGGACCUCACGCUAACCUGGAGAAUGAAAACGUAGUCUUCAGCCCUCAGCCUAGGCCUGUGCCUCAGCCUCAGCUUGAUCCUGAAUCCCCUGCUGAUGAUGAUGUAGUCUUCGGCCCUCAGCCACAGCCACAGGCCAAAUCCCUGGGCCAUGAUGUUGAUGUAGUCUUUAGCUCCCAGCCUCAUCCUUUGCCUCAGCCCCAGCCCCUGCCCCAGCCCCAGCCUGAGCCAGAGCCUCAACCCCAACCCCCGCCUCAGCCCCAGCCCCAACCGCAGCCCCAGCCCCAGCCCCAGCCCCUGGCUGGGCGCCAGCCUCUGCCCCAGCCCCUGCCCUGGCCCCUUCCUCAGCCCCAGCCAGAGCCAGAGCCGGAGCCCCAGCCAGAGCCCCAGCCCCAGCCUGAGCCCCAGCCUGAGCCCCAGCCUGAGCCCCAGCCUGAGCCUGAGCCCCAGCCCCAGCCCCAGCCCCAGCCUCAGCCGCCUGCUGGGCGCCAGCCUCUGCCCUAUCCCCUGCCUUGGCCCCUGCCCUUGCCCGACCCCCAGCCUGAACCCCAGCCUCAGCCUGAACCCCAGCCUGAACCCCAACCUCAGCCUGAGCCCCAGCCUCAGCCCGAGCCCCACCCUCACCCUGAACCCCAGACCCCAGGCCAGCUCCAAGCUGGGCGCAAACCCAGGCCAAGGCCCCAGCCUGAGCCAGAGCCAGAGCCUCAGCCCCAGCCCCCGCCCCAGCCGGAGCCUGAGCCCCAGCCGGAGCCGGAGCCUGAGCCUGAGCCCCAGCCGGAGCCGGAGCCUGAGCCCCAGCCCCAACCGGAGCCCCAACCGGAGCCCCAGCCGGAGCCUGAGCCUGAGCCCGAGCCAGAGCCCGAACCGGAACCCGAGCCGGAGCCCCAACCGGAGCCCCAACCGGAGCCCCAACCGGAGCCGGAGCCUGAGCCCAAACCAGAGCCUGAGCCGGAGCCUGAGCCUCAGCAGGAGUCCCAGCAGGAGCCCGAGCCAGACCACCAGCCUCACCCCCAGCCACACCCCCAGCCACACCCCCAGCCAGACCCUCAGCCAGAUCCUCAGCCAGAGCCCCAGCCAGACCCGGAGCCUGAACCGGAGAUGGAGCCAGAACCCCAGAACCAGCAGGAGCUUCAGCCUAGUGGAAAGAAGCUUCCAGCAGAAGAAACAGAACUUGCUGCUGACUGCAAGACUGGGGGCUCAGGAGAGAAAAUGACAAGAGCUUCUCGAAUCCUUAGCACCAUCCUAAGUAACUACGACCAUAAACUGCGCCCUGGCAUUGGAGAGAAGCCCACUGUGGUCAGUGUUGAAAUCUUUGUCAACAGCCUCGGGCCUAUUUCCACCCUAGACAUGGAAUAUUCCAUUGACAUCAUCUUCUACCAGUCCUGGUAUGAUGAGCGGCUUCGUUACAAUGACACCUUUGAGACCCUUGUUCUACAUGGCAACGUGGUGAAACAGUUGUGGAUCCCGGAUACCUAUUUUAGGAAUUCUAAGAGGACUUAUGAAUACGAUGUCACCAUGCCCAACCAGAUGGCUCUCAUCCACAAGGAUGGAAAGGUGUUGUAUUCAGUUAGGAUGGCCAUUGAUGCGAGCUGCUCACUCCACAUGCUCAAAUUUCCAAUGGACUCUCACUCUUGCCCUCUGUCUUUCUCUAGCUUUUCCUAUGAUGAGCAUGAGAUAAUCUACAAGUGGGAGAAUUUCAAGCUUGAAAUCAAUGAGAACGCUUGGAAGCCAUUCGACUUUGAUUUUAGAGGAAUGUACAACAAAACUGAAAUCAUCUCCACCCCUGUUGGUGACUUCAUGGUCAUGACCUUCUUCUUCAAUGUGAGCAGGCGGUUUGGCUUCAUUGUCUUUCAAAACUAUGUCCCUUCAUCUGUGACCACAAUGCUCUCCUGGGUCUCCUUCUGGAUCAAGAUAGAGGAUUCUGCGGCCAGGACCUCUGUAGGAGUCAGUUCUGUAGUCACCAUGGCCACGCUGGGCACCCUUUCCCGUAAGAAUUUCCCACGUGUCUCCUAUUUCACGGCUUUGGACUUGUAUAUUUCCAUUUGUUUCGUCUUGUGCUUCUGUACUCUACUAGAGUUUGCUGUGCUGAACUUCCUGAUCUACAACGAGACGAAACGACAGACUUCUCCAAAGCUCUACCAUCUUCCAUCUGGUAGCCAUACUAAUACACGUACUCGUGCUCGUGCACGAACCCGAGCUCGUGCCCGUGCCCGUGCCCUCCAGCAGCAGGAAGUGUUUGUGUGUGAGAUCAUCACCUAUGAUAGGAAUGCUGAUGAGGAGCAUCAGUAUUGCCCAGUCCAGCAGUCACGAAGACCCCAGUGUCCCCGGAGGCGAUGUGACAGAAGCUAUGUGUGCUUCAAGGUUCUCAGGAGAUACUUGUGCAUGGCUCCUGGUUGUGAAGGCCGCACCUGGCAGCGGGGCCGCAUCUGCAUCCAUGUUUACCGCCUGGAUAACUACGCACGCGUGCUUUUCCCUAUUACAUUCUUUUUCUUCAAUCUGAUCUACUGGCUGAUUUGCCUUAACCUGUAGGCUCCAGCUGGUAGCUCAUGGGGCAGCCUCUGCAGUUCCCCAAGAGGUGCCAAGCCCCUUUGCCAAAGGAGUUGGGAGAUAACAGCAACAGCAUCAGAAGUACCUAGAGAGAGUUUUUCCUAACCUGGUUCACACACACACACACACACACACACACACACACACACACACAAUCUCUGUAGGAGGUGAGGAACAAGCAAGUGGGCAUAUUUGGGAAAGUAACCUCUCUCUGUUGCUGUGCUAUCUCCGUCUCCCCACCUGCCUCCAUCUGCAGUCCCAAUUCAGUUCCCUUCAUCCAAUGGGUAUCUAUUUGUGUGUGAAAUAUUUGUAAUUUCCCUUGCUUUGUAUGCCCCCUUCUUCCUUCUCCUUGACCUUUGUGAUUCGUUCUAUAACUUCCCCAGUGACUUUCCCAGCCCUGAUCCAGAUGCUAGGCUUUGGUGACUCACUGGGACCAAGAAACUGAGUACAUUCUGUUUGGCAGCAGCCAUUACCUGCCACUGAUUGGUGCUCACCUCAGGCACAGUCUAAAUGUUUGACUGCUUUCUUGGCCCCUGGACUCAAAAGCCAGUCCACUGCCAUCCCUGGGGUACUCACACAAUUGCAAUCAAUUGAACUCCCUUAAAUUUAUAUAGACUUUUCCCUUUGGAAAAACACUUUUGACAAACCAUUUCUAUUUGGAGUCUUGUUCUAGCCCUGUGACAUCUUUGGGCACAGUUUGUUCUCCAUUUGCAGAUGGCAACCUUGAGGUACAGAUUUCUAUGUGACUGUGGGUCUUGCUGAAAGCCAAUCAAGUGCCCCCUUGUCACCUGCUAAAAGCACAUGGCAGGGCUAGGAAUCUCUGAUCACCAUGACUCAGUUUUGUUUCCCCUGCUGGCACCCCAGUGGCAGGGCAUAGAGUAAUGACAGCCCCCUGAAGCAUGGACCUGCUCCUAACUAGGCCUGAGGUGACCAGACUGCUCUGUAGGUUGAACUCCUGCCACCAGUAACCCAGUGAGAUGAGUUUGUACGUGUCCCAAUGCUUGUAUAUGCUGAACAGAAUCUGUGUCUGUACUCUGUGGGGGAGGGGGGAUUGGGAAAUCCAUCUGC